This is a messenger RNA of Besnoitia besnoiti, 2259 nucleotides long. RefSeq lists its product as uncharacterized. The transcript is spliced from 3 exons. Bases 1 to 2259 code for a protein of 752 amino acids. The record is from RefSeq and is a predicted model, not a curated record. Lineage: Eukaryota; Apicomplexa; Conoidasida; Eucoccidiorida; Sarcocystidae.
AUGCGCCACUCGACGGCGACUGCGCGAGGCGGGAGGAGCCGACGGCGGAGGCGCGGCGCCGACGGCGGCCAGGGCGGCCGCAAGGCUCGGAGAUUCCGCCGGCCGCCCCGCCUCUCUGGCGCGCCAGCCACGCACCAUGAAGGCGCACUCGGCAGCGACGCACAAGACGGAGGUGACGACCCGGUGUUUCGCGACGGGCGCGAGGCUGCAGGCGACGAGGUGCUCAGUGCGGAAGAGGGGAACGCGACGCCAGGCAGUCCGCAGCGAGGCGCUGCCGGGGACGCGGGAAGGCCCGACGACGGCGAGGCGAUAGCGAGCCGCGCCGAGAGCUUCGCGCCCUCGGGGGCGGUGUCGGCGGAGGGAGACGUCGCGGGUGGGGAGUUCGAGUGCAGCGAGGAGGAAGACAUCAGAAGCGGCGCGAGUGCGGCUUCAAACGCCCACCACGACUGCGACCCUGUGCGCGAAAGCCGCUCGCCGACGCGCGGAGUCUGCGCACGGCAAGCGCAUGCGGGCGACCCGGGGCCCCCUGCGGAGGAGUUCUCAGAGGAAGCCAGUCGCGGCGAGUGCGCGAGCGCGGCGCUCACGCGGGUCACGGAGCUUUUUCGGUUCAUGACGGCUCGCGCGCGACCUGCGCCGGGGACUGAGGAACAGCUCGCCCUCGAAAUCCUCAAUACCUGCCGCUUUCUCGCCGCAGAGAAGCCCGCUCCGCCCUUCCCCAACUACCUCGAGUUUGCCAAUCGCGCCUUUGGUUUCUUCACGGUCUCGAAAAACUUGGAAGCAGCAGACGACGCCGCCAAGGCUGCCGUAGGCGCCGCACUCGAGGAGAAUCUAGGUUUGUUCUCCAAGCGUCAGCGCGGGAAGCUCCGCACGACACUGAUACGCUGUCGGGCAGGCGCGCAUGCGGCGCGUUCUGUCUCUCGUGAGAUCCCCAGCGACCCGCCAAGUUUCGCAGACCGCGAUUUGGUACGGGGGAACGCCCUCCUCGCCUCCGGCGUUUCGUCUUCGGCGCGUGACCCGGCAUUUCCUCUGCGCCUCGCAGCGCAUGCGUCUCUCGCUGGACGCGCAGCAGGUUUCUUGGACUGCGACGCGACUUCGCAAGUGCGGUGGAGGCGCGUCUCUCAUCACUCGGAGUCGCUGGUGGAGUCGUGUCGCGCAGGUCGGUCUCCCGAGGCGCUGGGUUCCUCUCCCUCUCCGCCAGGCGGCGCUGUGUGCGUGAGGGGAGACGCCGCCGCCCCCUCUCAGCAGGCGAUCCACGUCAAUCUGUUUUACUCGCUGGAAGACCUUCCGCAGCACUGCGCCCUGCGCGAGUUGCUCCGUGCGCGCGGUCCCGAGGCUGCGAAGGAGCUGCUUGAGCGACUGCCCAAACCCGCCAUCCACUACAACUACUACUUCAUCACGGAAGCCGACCGCGAGGCGGCAGCGGCCGGCCUCGGCGCGUGGCAGUCCAAUCAGCGAGAAGACGCAGCAGACAAGACGGCGAGGCUGCCCAGCUGUGCGUCGUUGGCGGCGAACGGCACGCCGGGGCCUUCCUCCCUGAAGGCGGCGCGCCUGCCGCCGGGCAGCGAGGCGCCCCAACGAGAGCGCGAGGGGCGAGAGGGGACGGCGCGCCGGAGGCGAGAGCCCGAGGGCGACGCAGAGGACAGCGGCCGGCGGCGCAUGCCCGCGGCUCCGCUGCCUCGCACGUAUGCGGAGACCGCGCGUGCGGUCUCACGAAGCCCUCUGCGCCUGCGAGGCCACCAUGCGUCUCGGCAGGCGAAGGAGGAGGGAUCGCGCGGCGAAGGCUGGCAGUUGUCCUCCGCGCGUCCGCACGGUCUGGGGGUGCAUGCGGGGCGAGACGCGGAGCUCCGCAGCCGCGUUCCCGCCACGGCGCAAGGGUCUCCGUUCCUGAGAGCCUCCCAUCAUCCGCCUGCGCGCGAGCUCGGCGUGCUGCCUCACUGGUUUCCGCGCGAGGCCGCGGACGAGGGCGGCGAGGGUCGUGGGGCGCCUGCGGGCCUGCCGCCGGCAGCAGUGACGCGGUCUGCGGGCGAGGAGCCCGAGCAAGAGGCAGACGACGUCGAGGCGAGCAGCUGCAGCGCUGGAGUUGAGCGAGCGAGCUUUCCGUGUGCCGACGCAGAUCGAGACGGCGGCUACGACCCGUCCCCGGCUGAGGCUGCGUCGCGGUCGCCUGCGCUUUCUGGCGCGUGCGACGCGGCUGCGCCGCUCGCGGGCGAAGAGCGCGCAGCGACGGGGGCAGGCGAGGGCGGGGAGCGCAGUCCAUGA